CACGUGCCCCCAGAGCGGCCGCUGCUCCCCACCCUCACCAGCCAGUAUAAAAGCACUGCCCAGGCUGAGAGCUGCCAUCCACCGCUCCUGCCUUGCUCUGCUCAGGAAAAGGGCUCAGCUCUCUCACACCAAGAUGUCUUGCUACGACCUGUGCCCACCAAGAACCAGCGUGGCCGUCCCCCAGCCCAUCGCUGAGAGCUGCAACGAGCUGUGUGCCCGCCAGUGUCCCGACUCUUCAGCCUUCAUCCAGCCACCGCCUGUGGUUGUCACCUUCCCCGGCCCCAUCCUCAGCUCCUUCCCCCAGCAAGCCGUGGUGGGCUCCUCCGGAGCACCUGCCUUUGGGGGCAACCUGGGGCUGGGAGGCCUCUACGGUGCUGGGGCCACUCAGGCCUCGGGGGGUCUCUGCACCUUUGGCAGACCCUACGCUCCUGCCGCCUGCAGCCCUUUGGCUCUGCCCCGCUACACCCAGAGCCUGCGGAACUCCUGUGGGCCCUGCUAGAGCCAGCCCCACAUUCCCCAGAGUUCCUGGAACACUUCACCCUUAGGCCUCCUGCCGUUUUUUCUCCGAUUUCUCUCUAUCCAUGAUGCCUUUUCUCCUUGCUCCUUCCCAUGCCUGCAUGUGUAACUCCACCAGUGUUCCAUGAGGAAAUUGCUUAUAUCUAAUGCAGCCACUGCCUGGAGAAAGCCUGAAGGAAAACCUCUCCUGAAGCCCAGAAGGAAAAUCAGCAUGUUUCUGCCUUAUGUUUAUUUCUGUACUGCAAUAAAACAAGCAUCCAUUCAA
Messenger RNA from Melopsittacus undulatus (budgerigar), 781 nucleotides. Its product is annotated as scale keratin-like. NCBI's taxonomy places the organism in Eukaryota, Metazoa, Chordata, Aves, Psittaciformes, Psittaculidae. The transcript has 2 exons. Gene Ontology annotation, cellular component: intermediate filament. The coding region runs from base 134 to 499 and encodes 121 amino acids. The record is from RefSeq and is a predicted model, not a curated record. Gene Ontology annotation, molecular function: structural constituent of cytoskeleton.